AUACGUACUACACGGUAAACUGUUAUGGCGGAUUGGGUUGGAAUGUGUCGAAAUGUUGAUAGAUCGAUAAUCGGUACAAAUACAUAUUAAAGAUUGUAUAACUAAUUAAUAAAAAUACAUGUUGUGUAAAGACAGAUCGCGUUUAUGCACUUACGAUUUUUUGAGAACAAUUUAAGCAGGUAUUCGUUGAAAAAACAGGGAAGAUACCCCAGAUACACGUGUUGCUCCGAAACGAUCGAAGUGUACUCCAAACAACAAUGUCAGUGAUUCUGCAGUUUAACUGUUUGACGCAGAACGAGACUGCGAGAAAAGCAAUGGAGAGCUACGUUGAAAUCUUGCAAAAAGCAUUUGAACAUUAUCAAAAUUUGUGGGAAGAUUAUAUAAAAUUACAGGAAAAGUAUAAACAGUGUAAUGCACUACAUUCUUCAUCUCAAGUGACGAUUGAUACAAAAAUAAAAGAUGAAGCGACAUCGCAACAUUCUCAACAGUCGAAUAACGCUGAUGUGCGAGAAAGUAAUAGUACCCCAUCUCGUACUCCAUUAUUGAGAUUAGUUACAAAUUCGAUUGAUUUUAAUUCCGAUACAGAACCUAGUCUGUCAAAUACAAGUGAAUUUUUGUACAAAGAUACCGACGAAAAUAAUCGGCCAGAAAGUCCAGUAUUUUCUAAAAUAUGUCCAAAAACUGGCGCCAAAUUUGCAAAGAAAUUGCGUUUACCCAAAAUACUAUGCAGUGAUUCAACUUCAGAUAUGAAGACAUAUCAUGGUGAAAAAGUUUCUUCAAAGUAUAAUCACAAAUUAGAAAUUAGUACAACACAUCAUGUGGAAACCACAUUUUUGCCAGAUGGAAAGAGAUUGAAGCAAUCUCGACUUGCAUUUCAUCCAAUCAAAAAUAACGAAAUUAUGGUAUUAGCUUCAAAUGUAGAUAAACGUAAGCCAGCUAGUAUAUCGCAUAAUGUCGAACAGAAUUUUACUGAAGAAAUUUCUAUUGAAAAUGCAAGUAUUACUAAGAAAGAUGCUACAAACAACAGUAUUGAAAUUUCUGAGGAUGUGAUAGAAGUCAGUCCUACACAGAGAAAUAUUACAUCUAAAGUCAAGCGACGUUUAAAAUUCAAGAGGAAAAAUCCUACAAGACAUAUAAUGGAAAGUUCUCCGAGUAAAAAUAAAUAUCUUAAGCAUAGACCUGGUCUUAGUGUUAUUCCAGAGAUAAUAAAUGUAGAUUUUGGGUUAUGUCCUUCGCCAAAACAUACUUCUACACAAAUGGAAAAUGAUAAACCCUUAACGAAUACUAUAGUUAAUACAGUUAAUACAUUGAAAGAUAAAGUUAGCACAAAUUAUUUUUCACCAAUAAAAAUGGAUAAUAAAACCAAUGUUCAAAUUAAAAAAUCUAUUGAAGCUCAAAAGGAAGAUCCAUUAUUAAUACUGAAUCUUAAUAACAUAAAAGACUUUGCCUACAAAGAUGAAUCUUUUUAUCAGCCAGUAGCUGCAAAGAAAAAUGACAUGGAUAAUUUAAAUGACGAAACACGUUUGGAUGAUUCAGAAAACAAGCCACCUGGAAAAAAGAUGUUAUUGAAUAAGUUUAAUGUAUUCCCAAAAAGAAAGGCAGAUGUUUCAGAACAACUCAACAUGCGAUGUAAAGCUGAUAGAGAAAAAUUAAAUGGUUUGGAUUGCUGGGAAUGCAAAAAAUAUUAUCAGAAUUUAUCACUGUCAAAAGAAGAAUUGAAAAAACGAUUGAACCAAUGCUCACGACAUCGACAAAAGUACGAGAGGCCAAAUACACCAGAAGGUUUUUGGGAUCCGGAGUUUCCUGAGACGUUGUCAUGUACUUAUCGACAAUAAGAAAAUUGAAGUAUACAUAUGUUUCAUCAUUUAAAUCUAAUUCUCACGGUUUUAACCUUGAGUUAGAAGUUUAUUAUAAUAAUGUAGCGUGCACAAUCUUUCGUUAUCUUUUCAUUUUAAGUUAAUUGUGUUUGUUAUGAAUUCUAUUCUACAUGUGCUACACACGUACAUUCGAACAAGAAAAAGACUAUGGGCUACUUCAUCCUGUCGUUGCAAUUUGCCAAUUCCAAUCAAUCAUUGAUUAAAGUUAAUCGGAGUUGAUCGAAGAGGCCCAAUAAAAGAUUAACGAUU
This is a messenger RNA of Mycetomoellerius zeteki, 2126 nucleotides long. RefSeq lists its product as uncharacterized. The record is from RefSeq and is a predicted model, not a curated record. Gene Ontology annotation, molecular function: damaged DNA binding. Gene Ontology annotation, biological process: DNA double-strand break processing involved in repair via single-strand annealing; DNA repair. Bases 258 to 1835 code for a protein of 525 amino acids. The transcript has 6 exons. NCBI's taxonomy places the organism in Eukaryota, Metazoa, Arthropoda, Insecta, Hymenoptera, Formicidae.